AUGGCGAUCGAGGCUACAAGGGAGUCCGUAGCCCUGCGGCUGCGGCGCCUCCAGAGCGUCGUGCGAGAGCUCGACCUGGAUGCGCUUCUGUUGGUCCCCGGCGUGGACGGGUGCGACAACGCGGGAUCGCACCAAGCCAUCGCCUACCUCUUCCAGGGUGCGAGCGGCCGGGAGGUGCUCGACGCCACGAGCGUCCCCGCCGCCUUCGAGGACAUGUUUGUUCUCGUCCGUCCUUCCGGCCUGGACCUCUACUGCACCUCGGCGGCCCACGGGCGCCUCUGGCCGCUCCUCGCGGGCCUCGACGCCUCCCUCGUCGUACACUGCCCGACCGCCGAGGAGGAGGACGACCCCGACGCCCUCGAGAUCGCGAAGGUCGGGGCGCUGGUGCACGCGCUGCGCGGGAUGCGGCGCCUGGGCCUCACGCUCACGCCCGUGCCGCAGCAGCGCCCGGACGGCUCGACGGCGCUCGGGCCCGGCUCGCCGAUGGAGGCGGAGAAGUGGCCGCUCGUCGCGGCGUACGGCCUGGACGGUGUGGGCCGGCCCGGGUUCCUGACGAUGCUGUUUGACGUGGUGGACGUGUCGGGGGCGUUGUGGGAGGAGUACUGCCGGAUGGACGCGCACGCGGUGCGCGCGUUCGUCGAGGAGCGCGCCGCGGCGCUGGACCGGUGCUGGGCGGGCAUGUGCGGUGCGCUCGCGGGGUGUGCGCCGUCGCAGCGCGGAGCCCUCACGGAGGCGGACGUGGCGGAGCCGCUGGCGAGCUACUUCCAGUUCGGGGUGCUGCGGCUGCCCGCGGGUGUCCGGCGCAGCGUGACGAUGGCCCCGAAGGUGCUGUUCGGGCCGCGGGCCGCGGACCCCAAGGCCAAGUCCUCUGGGGAGGUCACCGUCGCGUCGCAGGGCACGGCGGACGGGGGGCCGUGCACGCACUUCGUCGCGGAGGCCGCGGACCCGCACUCCGCGCUCCGGGUCGCGCGGACGUACCUUCUGAGCCAGCCGUACCCCGGCGACGGCGUGCGGGGCUGCCGGCACGCGGCGUGCGUGGACGCGGCGUGCGAGGCGGCGUGGGCGCUGGACGACCCCACGAUGGACUUUGAGGAGGCGCAGUGGGCGCAGAGGGUCGCGCCAAGCCUGGGCGGCGCCGCAGCGAGGGCGUCGCGCGUCGCGGCGCUGUACGCCGGCGUCGUUGCCGGCGCACAGGCGGCCCUGGCGGCGUACGCACGCACCGCGCAGGACGGCGGGGACGGUCCGGACGCGGGGAAACAAGCCGCACGGGCGGCGCGCGACGCGGCGGCCGCCGCUGCCGUCGCGCGGGCGCAGGACCUCGGCGUUCCGGCGGACGUGGCACGCAACGCGGCAGCGGGGCUCCGGAUCGCGCUGUGGGCGUCCGACCACGCGAACCGCGUCGAGGUCGCGCCGGCGUGCGCGGCCGACGGCCGCAUGCGCGUGCUGCGCGUGGAGACGCGCGUCCCUGCGGCCGACAUCGGCCCCGGAAGCGCAGACGUGGCGCUCGUGUACGGCGACACCUUCCUGCUGGUCGCGGACCCGGACGCGGCCGGGGCGUGCGUCGUGCUGAACGUCACAGAGCAGAUCCCGCCCCUCGCGGCCUGGGACGUGCACCCGUGGGCGGCACGCGCCGAGGAGAAGCUGCGCAGUGUCGUAGAGAAGAGGACGGCGCGGGACCGCCCGAGCGCGCACCGCCAGGGCAGCGCGCGCGGGCCGCGGGCGCGGGACAGCGAGGACAGCGGGGAGGAGGGGUCCGAGGCGGCUCCGCACGCGGACGGCGCGCUGGCGGCCUUCGGGGAGCCUGCGUUCAACUACGGCGAGCCCUGCGUGUUGCUGUUCGACGCGCGCGAGGUUCCGGCAGUGCCCGGGCGGCUGCACUGCUACCGCGAGGGCCUGCUGUUCGAGCCCGAGCGGACGGUGUCCUCGGCGCCGAUGGUGCUCCCGCUGCACCCCUCGGCGGUGGAGGCGGUGCACGUGGACUGGGGCAGCGCCGAGGACGACGACGCGGCGUUCGCGGUCGGCCCGACGGUGACGCUUCGCACGACGGACCCGCGCGGGUGCGGGCUGCCGAUUGUGGACGCGGUCGCCGCCGGCCGCACCGUAAAGAUAGCGCUGGGCGCGAUGAGCAGUUACGCGAGGAAGCGCAUGCGGCACGACGUGGUGCCGGACUGGGACAUCCGCUGCGGCGGACAGGGCAUUCCGUUCCUGCAGUCCACGGCGCCGGCGGAGGACGGGCAGGGCGUGGAGGCGGGCAGUGGGACGCUUGCGCGCCUGCACGCUGCUGCGGUGCGCGGGGCGGACGCCGGGCAGCACGGUCCGGCGGUGUCGCACGAGCGCCUCGCGGAGCUCCUGCGGCACAUGGACGCGCUCGAGCUCGCCGAGCCUGACUCGGGACCAGAGUCCCCCCCCUUGCAGCCGCUGGUCGACCUCGUCAUUGGCGCGCCGGGCUGCCGGGCCGCGGACGUCGCGGACACCGUCGUGCGGAUGACCCGCACGAGCGCCGCGUGGACGCAGGCGUCGCGCGACCUGCUCGCCGCCGAGGACACAGCCGCCGACUCCUCCCCGCUCGAAACGCUGCCGCGGCACUUCCUGCUCUCGCGCGUCGUGCCCGCGGUGCGCGCCGCAGUCCAGCGCAACGACGCCGUCAGCGAGGCCGACGGUCCGCCGCCGUCCCACGUGCUGGUGUCUGCAGUGGGCUCUGACAGCAUGGAGGUGACUCUGGCCGCACUGCGCGAGGCUCUCACGGGCGUGCAGUGGCAGCUCGGGACCGUCACAGUCUGUCUGCGCGCCGACGACGCCGUCGAGUGCCCCCCGCGCCGGCAGCCGUCGCCCGCGGCGGUGGCGCUGCUUCGGCCGGGCCUUGUCGAUCACGUCGUGGUGCUCGGGGCCGGGAGCAGCGGCGCCCCGGGGCGCGCUGGCGACGCGGCGAUCGCGCUCGCGACGGAGCUCGUCCCGGGCGCGUCCGUCGUUCGCGGCGGCGCGUCGCUGGCGGCGGGCGCGGCACGCCUGCUGCGCCGCACGCGGCCAGGGCCGCCGGAGCGAGCCCUCGCGCUCGCUGACGCCGCGGUUGCGGGAGGGGUCGUUCGCACGGCGCCGCGCGGGGCGUGCCGGGGCGUCGUUGGCGACUGGGUCGCCCACAGGGUGAGGUUUGACGGCUCGAUCGACCUGCGCAACGCAGAGGCCGCCCUGCGUCGCGCUGCAGCCCUUGCGCGCGCGGACGCGACCGCGGCGCCGCCGCUGACGGAGUUGGACGAGGGCGGAUGCGCGCGGGAGCGCCUGGCCGGCAUCUGCGGCACGUUCGUCGUCCCCGCGUGGCCGGACGCGGGCGACAUGGACGCGGGCCGGUCCGAGGGCACCGCCAGCGCGGGGACGUCGGACGCACCGCUGCUGCGCGCGGACACGGGCGUGGACAUCGGUUCCGGCCCCGUGACGGUCUCCGCGACGGUCGGCGCCAACCUCGGCGCGUACUUGGUCGCGACGGGCGCGGCGCCAACGAGCGCGUGCGGCGGAGAGCUUGUCAUGUGGGGGCAGGGGCUGCGGCGGUCGACGUGCGAGCGGAUCGUGACGCAGAUGGCGCCGCCCCCGCCGGAGCGGCUGCCCGACCGCCUCGCAGGGGGCUUCGCGGCCGGUGCGGCGUCGCUCACCGCCGACGAGCGCGCGAUGCUCGCUGUGGAGGCGCGCGACGAGCCGCUGCCGGCGGGCUGGUGCUUCGACGGGAGCAACUACCGCGACGAGUUCGGGGACGUCGCUGCGGAGCACCCGCUGAUGGAGGACAUCACGCGGCGGUACCUGGAGCGGGAGGCGGCGCGGCGGCGGCAGCGGAACGCGGAGGAGGAGCACCGCGCGGCGGAGGUGGUGCCGAUCCGCUUCUGCUGA
Molecule: messenger RNA, 3876 nt
Organism: Pedinophyceae sp. YPF-701
Lineage: Eukaryota; Viridiplantae; Chlorophyta; Pedinophyceae
Source: the annotation of a GenBank genome assembly